AUGCAACUCAUCCACCUGACGGCCCUCCUCCUGGCGACCUCGGCAUACGCCCAGGAUAACAACAACAACGGCAACGCAAUCGACUCCCUCGUCACAGCAGCAAACAACAUCGCCUCCAACGUCGUCGCCGACGCAACCUCCAUCGCCUCCGCCUUCGAAACCGGCGGCGCCUCCGCAGCCUCAAACGUCCAGUCCUGGGCGACCUCCGUCGCGUCCGACGCGCAGUCCCGCGCCUCUGACGCCGCGAGCAAGGCUUCCUCUGCCUGGAGUGAUCACCUGACGACCCUGACCGGGACGAAUGGGACGCCUACUGCGACCGAGACGCGGUCGGCGAGCGAGACGGGUAGUGGCAGCGGGUCAACCACUGCGACGCUGACGGAUACUACGACUUCGACGAGUGGGUCGAUGACUACUACCAUGACUCGCACGAGCACCAGUACCGGUGCGGCCGGGUCGUCGUCCUCGACGUCUCAGGGGGCGGGUGCGCAGGCGACGCCCUUCCUGGGGGCGGGGAUUGUGGGUGUUGCUGGUGUGCUUGGUGUUAUGGCUGCCCUGUAG
Molecule: messenger RNA, 558 nt
Organism: Aspergillus viridinutans
Lineage: Eukaryota; Fungi; Ascomycota; Eurotiomycetes; Eurotiales; Aspergillaceae
Product: putative GPI anchored protein
Exons: 1
Coding region: 1-558 (185 amino acids)
Source: RefSeq, a predicted model, not a curated record